Messenger RNA from Lachancea sp. 'fantastica', 1173 nucleotides. The record is from the annotation of a GenBank genome assembly. NCBI's taxonomy places the organism in Eukaryota, Fungi, Ascomycota, Saccharomycetes, Saccharomycetales, Saccharomycetaceae.
AUGAGCGAUACCGACGAGGCUUCGGGACACCUUCUGGAGUCUGUAUGGCCAUUGAUUGAUGUAAAAGGUACUGGGUUUAUAUAUGGUCGCGAUUUCCCACUUGCAGUGUCGAAAAUGGAGGAACUGCUGAAUAAGGGCCAAGGCAGGUCAAAAACCUCCUUGGUAUCCAAAACCGGACAAGAGAUCCUCAAAAAGUUCAGCAGUGAUCAGGAGUUUUUCAAGGUUUACAAGGAUGACUUUGCAGAGCUUUUUGAUGGACUACUUGGUACCACUUUUAGAACCGCCGUUCAAUCGUGCUCCAGAGAAGGAGGGCCAGAUUUUGGAGCACCAGCGCCAGAAACGGCCAGCUUCCAUGAUAACGAAGAUACGCCUGUGGAAUCUACUGAAAUGCUGCGAGGCGAAAUUGCCACUUUGAGAAAUCAGCUGGGAGAACUGCGGCGGCAAAACGACGGAAAGGACCAGAUCAUAGCAGCUAAAGAGGCACUUCUAGUGGGGCUUCGAAAUACCAGUGGUUCUCCAACAGCCAGUCCACUCACAAAGGCCGGCGCACGAAGCUUACAAGCCCGGAUAUCCCAUUUAUCGGAGGAGAUUCAGGCCAGAGAUGAUGCGAUACGAGAGAAAGACCAUGAACUACUGUCCAUGACUAAAAAAGUCGGGGAAUACAGAGACAAGUAUCAGUUUUUGGAGCGUGAGUUUCAAUUCUACAAAGACCACGGUGAGCUACAAAAACCAGAAGCCACUAAAGAAGCCACAAGACACGAGUUCAUCAUAUCGGAGCUCAGAAGAAAAAUAACCGACCAAAGCGAUAUGAUAAACACCAUGCGAUCACAAGUAGAGUCCAGGAAAACCCCCAUUCCUCGUUCAAAAGCGGUUAGUGUAGAAUCCACCAUACUCGAUAUAAUACCGCCACAGAAAGUGGUGAAGUGGAUUGGAGCGGUUCUUGGAAUCCUGCUCGUGACAAAUAUCGUCUUAUACCUUAUUGCGACCAUUAGAUCGAUGUUUGGAUCCUACUCUGCUUCAGGUUUGGGUACUAAAAUUCGGCUAAAUUGGUGGGAGCGAAGCUCGUUAUCGAGCAAAAUUGUCUGGUUUUUCUCCGAUUACUUCGAGCAGGAUUGGUCUACCGGUGCUGACGAAAAUAUCAAUUCUAGUUACAACAAAAUUUUUGGCGUAUAG